This is a messenger RNA of Carassius auratus (goldfish), 6479 nucleotides long. RefSeq names its product calmodulin-binding transcription activator 2-like. The record is from RefSeq and is a predicted model, not a curated record. The coding region runs from base 128 to 4441 and encodes 1437 amino acids. Gene Ontology annotation, biological process: regulation of transcription by RNA polymerase II. NCBI's taxonomy places the organism in Eukaryota, Metazoa, Chordata, Actinopteri, Cypriniformes, Cyprinidae. Gene Ontology annotation, molecular function: protein binding; double-stranded DNA binding; transcription coregulator activity. Gene Ontology annotation, cellular component: nucleus. The transcript is spliced from 23 exons.
GGCGCGCGCCUGCGUGACGUCACUGGUGUGAAGAAGAUGGCUGCGCUCGUGAAGGCGGAAGUGUUGCAGUUUCGUCCUCCCUGGAUCAUGUGACUGCCUCCUGCAGACCGGAGGAGUGAACUACACCAUGAACAACAAGGACACAACGACUGAGUCCGAGAGCAGCGGUCAGAUGAAAGUGUUUUUACCCAGUAAGCUUCUGGAGAGUCUGCCUCGCUCCAGCACUUUCCCCAAAGAGAGACUGCGCUGGAACACCAACGAGGAAAUUGCAUCCUUCCUGAUUUCGUUCGACAGACAUGACGAGUGGCUUUCUUGCACGCUCAAGACCAGGCCACAGAACGGUUCAGUCAUCCUUUACAAUCGCAAGAAGGUCAAAUACCGGAAAGAUGGAUAUUGCUGGAAGAAGAGGAAGGACGGAAAGACGACCAGAGAGGAUCACAUGAAGCUGAAGGUUCAGGGCAUGGAGUGUCUUUACGGUUGUUAUGUUCAUUCCUCCAUCGUCCCAACAUUCCACAGAAGAUGCUAUUGGCUGCUGCAGAACCCAGACAUCGUUCUAGUGCACUAUCUGAACGUGCCGUCGCUGGAGGACAGUGGGAAGUCCUGUGGACCGGUCUCAUGUGCUCUGACCGACCGCAGGGACAGUCUGCGCUGGAGCCGAGACGAACUGCUGUCUCAACUCAAACCCAUGUUCCACAGCUUGAAAUGGUCUUGUGGAGGCAACGGUUCUGUGGAGCUCUCAGUGGAGCAGAUGGUGCAACAGAUCUUAGAAACACAACAGACCAAACCACAACCACGAACACACACCUGCCUCUGCGCAUCUCCCGGAUCCAACAUUCCUCACCGCUGCAACAGCACCAGACACCGCAUCAUCUCGCCCAAACUGCCCCCCCCUCACCCCGCCCUCAGCGAGCGGCAGAAUGUGUCCAGUGAGGGCUCCGGAGCGGAGGUGGAUCCCGGCGAUGCUUCAGUCGCUGUCAGACCUUCAGAGAGGAAGCAGCUGCCAGAAGAUGGUGGGCGGGUCGAGGACACGGGGGGCGUGGCUUCACCGUGCUCCGCCUCUUCUUCGUCCUCUUCGAGUCCGCCCCAAACACAGCGGGCGGCGACAGUUGCUCUUAGCAACGGUUUCUACGGUGACCAGCGGGGUGGAUUGGCAGCGGUGGCACUCCCGCAGAAUGCGCUCAUCGUCAUGACGACGGCAGCACCGGUGGGGCGUGGCUGUGGGGAGGAGCCAAACACUGAGUUAGGCUCCACCCACCUGUCGCUCACCCGUGCCGGCGGGCGACUCGUUCUAUCUCCUGUGCUACCCAAACAAGACACGCCCUCCCCGUCAAGCUCCGCCUCACCACCGAGCCCCGCCCCACCCAAUCAGGGCGUGGCUACACUGUCACUCACUCUCCUGCCCAGCCCUGUGAUUGGAGGACUGCUGUUGACCUCUCGGAACACCCCCGGGAUGCUCCUGCACCCAACAUCGCCCGCGCUGCUCCCCUUCGACCCCGAUUCCUUUCUCAACAGCCCCAAACAGGGGCAGACCUACGGAGGCCCCGCCCUCACACCCCACUCCAACUCCGCCUCCUCUUCCCCGUCUCCACCUCAUUCAACAUCUCCUCGGUCUCUCGCUCUGUCUCUUUCUCCCACGUCUCCGCCCUCGUCUCUAUCAUCCCUCUCUUCUGAGACGGAAAGGAAGAGUAUUCUGGGUCUUCCCUCGUCCAGUCCUGUCUCCCUGUCUCUUUCUCUCUCUCCGACGCAAACGAUUCCCGCGCUGCUGCCGUUGUGUCUGGACUCGUCAUUAGAACUCGAUUCGUUCAGUCCGCCCUCCGACAACAGAGCUCCUCCCACCCAAUUCAACGCUCAAGCCCCGCCCGGUCAUCUCCUGCCCAAUCAGCUCUCUCCGGCUGACAACAGGACGAACCAGGUAACUCCCUCCAUCGAAGUGUUGCCGACCAAUCAGCUGUCUCCAGACGGAGAAAAGGCGGAGUCACAGCACACUUGUCUUCUAGAAACACACCCUAUGUGCAUUCAACCACUGAAUCUGACUCCGCCCCCGGCCACGCCCCCAUGCGUGAGUCCUAUACAAGUGAAGGAGGAGCAGUCUCCGCCCACUCAUGCACAUUUUGAAUCAGACGUCACGCCUAUGGACACCACCCACAAUGCCCAUAUAGAUGGUGAGGAGGCGGGGUUAACAUUUGACUCCUCCUUCCCUGACCUCAUAUCUGAGCUGAUCUCAGAGGAGCCCGUCAGCCACCCGGCCACCCUGUCUCCGCCCGUUUACCCCGUCAGAUACAUGGUUCCUCCUCAGCCGACCCCGUCCACCUCGUUCCUGCCCUUCCCGCUCCUGACUAACGCACACUCGCUUGCGUCCGGCGGCUCUCCGGAAGAAACCCCGCGGCUGGCCAACAUCACGGACUUCUCACCCGAGUGGUCGUACCCGGAGGGCGGAGUGAAGGUGUUGAUCACAGGCCCGUGGUCAGAGACAGACGGACGAUACUCCUGUGUGUUUGACCAGAGCAGAGUUACAGCUUCUCUCAUCCAGCCAGGAGUCCUGCGCUGCUACUGUCCUGCUCAUGAAGCUGGACUCGUCGCUCUGCACGUGUUGAAGGACUCCAGCGCCGUCUCCUCCUCAGUGUUGUUCGAGUAUCGCGCUCGCAACGCCUCGUCCUUACCGAGCUCACAGCUGGACUGGUUAUCACUGGAUGAUAACCAGUUCCGGAUGUCGAUUCUGGAGCGUUUGGAGCAGAUGGAGAGGAGAAUGGCAGAGAUGUCCAACAGCGGUCAGCAGAACCAACACAUGAUUCACUAUCAUCAGCAGCUGUGGAGGAACCAGAGCCCUGCUCCGCGCUUGACUCCUGAAAACCAGUCGGGGCUGUGGUUCGAGCGCAGGAUCGUGGCUGUGUGUGAGCGGAUGAUGGCCGGCGGUCGCUGGGAUCGAGACGCUGAGAGAGACACACUCACACACUCCGUCAGACACCGAGGGAUGACACUGCUGCACCUCGCCGCCGCGCAGGGAUACACACAGCUCUUACACACACUCAUACACUGGAGGAGUAUCAGUGUGAAUAGUCUGGAUCUGGAACAGGAAGUGGAUCCUCUGAACGUUGAUCAUUUCUCCUGCACACCUCUGAUGUGGGCGUGUGCUCUGGGUCAUCAGGCCGCGGCGGUGUUGUUGUACCGCUGGAGCAGUGCGGCUCUGGGGAUCCCGGACUCUCUGGGUCGUCUUCCUCUGGCCGUGGCACGUUCACGAGGACACACACGUCUAGCGCGCUGUCUGGAGGAGCUACACACACACUCUCAGACGCAGGAACACACACUGGACACACCCUCGCCUCCGUCUCCACUGUCCAGCAGCCCUGACACGGGUUUGAGCUCGUCCAGCAGUGUCCCCUCCCCCAGUGACCCGCCCUCUCCCUCCCCAAGCUCCGCCUACUCCAGUGGCUCUGUUCCUGACCCCAUGGACUCCGCCUCUUCCCCCUCCUCCCCGUUCUCAGCCCCGCCCCCGGCCGGUUCCAUUGACUCUCUGUUCCUGAUGGACUGUGAGGCCUCGAGUCCCUCCCUGCCGGCCGUGUCGCUUCACUCGGAGCUCGCCGACGAGCUGCUCAGCUACAGCGAGAACGUCGAGAACGAGGACUUCCUGUCUGACGAGGUCCUUCAGGUUGACAUGGCAACAUUGGCCGAGCAGAUCAUCGAGGCCACGCCUGAGCGAAUCAAACAGGAGGAGUUUAACCGGGAGGCGGAGUCACCGCUGCGAGAGAGGCGGGACAAUCCUGCCAUUCACGACACCAUGCCGUGGCUCGCCACUUACCUAGACAACAUCGACAGGAGUCGGUGUCUCACCCCUCCCUCGCUCCUCAGUGAUCUGGCGCUGCAGAGGCUCCGCCCCCCAAGCAGUGUGGCGUGGGCGGAGUUUCUGAACGCCUCAGCCAAUGGAAGGAUGGAGAGAGACUUCGCUCUGCUGACGCUGACGGACACGGAGCAGAGAGAGCUGUAUGAAGCUGCACGUGUCAUCCAGAACGCCUUCCGCAGAUACAAGGGGCGGAGGCUAAAGGAGCAGCAGGACAUGGCUGCAGCCGUAAUACAGCGCUGUUACCGCAAAUACAAACAGCUAACAUGGAUAGCACUGAAGUACGCUCUCUAUAAGAAGAUGACGCAGGCGGCGAUACUGAUCCAGAGUAAGUUCCGCAGUUAUUACGAGCAGAAGAAGUUCCAGCAGUCUCGGCGAGCGGCCGUCCUCAUCCAGCAGUAUUACCGCAGCUAUAAAGAGUACGAGCGCGUCAAGCAGGGCCCGCGCGGCCCCGGGGCCCUCAGCACCAAGCUCAAAGGCUCGUUCCUGACCAAGAAACAGGAUCAGGCCGCGCGGAAGAUCAUGCGCUUCCUCAGACGCUGCAGACACAGGAUUAAGGAGCUGAAGCAGAGUAAAGAGCUGGAGCACAAAGGACUGACCACCUGACCACUUACACACACACACACACACAGGUUUCUCUUUGGCUUCUUCUUUCCCGUCGUCGCUGAAACACUACUUUGAUGUUCAGUUUUCCUGAAUGUUGGGAAUGUUUUUGUGUAUUAAUGGAUCUCUAUAUCAAUGUAAACAGCAUCUACUCUCACAUAUACUGUAUGAUCAGACACACACAGCUGAUCGUGUUAAUAUGAACUUAUUUAUUGAUCUCACGGAGAUAUAUUUUAUAAAUGACAGAACGAGCGAACGAAGGUCGUGGCCGUAUCCAAAGUCUUAAAUUGUGGUUGAAUGGAAACACAUGGCAGAACACGAUUGUGAAUCUAAUAUUAUUACCGUUUAUCUUCAUUAAAUAUAAUGACUAUAACCUCAGUCCAGCAUAUAAAUCAAAUGUUGAGCUCUUUCAGCAGCAUCUGUCAUAUAAAAUCAUUUUGAUUCGUUGUUUGUAAAGACAAGUCAAAAGUUUCAGAGAAACAAACAUGUUAUCAAACCUGAACAAACCUGAACAACAAAUACCAAACAUGUCUUACAUCCUGAGAUAAUUCAUUUAGGAUUUUUACCAUCUCUAAAACCUUUUUUCUGUUGUCUUUUAUUUUUCUCUGCUAAAAAAAAAAACUUUUUUCUCUCUUCAAAAAAAUUCUCGUAAUUUUUUAUAUUUUAUUUUUAAUCCCUUAUUGUUUUCCUCUCUUUCACAAAAGCAGUUCUCUCUCUAAAUAAUGUUUCUCUACAGAAGACGAUUAGGGCCAAACAAUAAUAAAAAAUUAAAUCAUCAACAUUAAAGUCAAUAUAAUGAGAGAUUAAUUACAUUUCAGGAAAAAAUUCAAAAUAAAAUGUUGAGAAUAAAAUCAUAAAAUUUUGAGAAAAUUGCGUUUCAUGAAAAUAACGUGUGAAAUUUUGCGUAAAAAAAACUCAUUCUUACUUAAAAAAAAACAAAAAAAAAACUUACUGUUCAUUUUUUUCCCAUCACAUAUCCAUAUAAAAGUGGAAAUCAAUUGCCUAACGAGUUUUUAAUAAUGACGUAUUAAUUGGCUAGGUUUAGGGUUAGGUACUAGUAAGGCAGCUUCUAUUUAGUAAUUUUAAUCAAAUAAAUUUACACUUUAUAUUAUUACUGCAUCCUGUUAAUAUACAACAGUACUGAGGUGCAAAUAGUAUUGCCAUUGUAAAUAUAGAUAUAAAUAGCAUCUAAUUACUAUUUAGACUUAAAGAUCUUCUUUUCCACAGCAUAAAAGAAAAGCUAUUUUCACUUCGUGUAAAAGCACAUCGCAAAAAAUAUUACGUGUAAAUAGCAUCUAUGACUAUUUGCGCUUAUUUUUGACUAAUUUCACUUAAUUUCUUUGACUUUUUUUUACUCGAAGUUUGAGUUUUUCUCACAAUUAAUUUUUUUCUUGAAACAGACUUUUAUCUUGUAAUUUGAUGAAUUCUCAACAUUUUAUUUAGACAUUUUUUCAUGAAAUUUAACGAGUUUAAUCUCGCGUCAUAAUAACUUUAAUCUCUAGAUGUUUUAAUAUUUUUAUUGUUGCUUGGACAUAAUCCUCUUCCAUAGAUCCAAGGCUCAGAAGCUAGUUUCUGCCACAGAAUAAAGAUAUAAAUGUUUUAUUUCACAAUCAGUUUAUAGGAUUUUCUUGAGUCUGUUUGAUGGAUAUUAUUGAAUGUGCCUUGAGGUGUUUCUAACUAAAUUACUGUCAGUUCUGUCCGAUUCAGACCUGUAUGCAUUAGUCUGUAAAUACUGUACAAUAUAAAGAGCUGGUGCGAAUAUAUUUAAGAAUGCUUGAUGAAAUGUGUAAUUUAUUCUCUGUACGGAUUGCUGAUAUGCACGCUUAUAUUUACAUGAGAUUCUUCAGCAUGUCUUUGCUUGCUGGUGUUUAUCGUUUGCAUGAACUUCUGUUUUUGUUCAUAUUUCCACUGACUUUAGUACCGCUGAUGUGACUUUAUUUAUGAAUAUAGAUUUAUGGACAUGUUUGAAUUGAUUUCUACUGUAUAAAUUCAUUCUUUCGGGGCUGUUUCAUAACAUUUCAUUAAAAUUCUUCAAACUCAA